AGUAUGUUAAGUGAAUUGAAAAGGUAAUGAUUAUCACAUAUUUAAUUUAGAAAGAAUAAGCACUCGCAUCUGUUUCAUUUUAAUGGUAGAUUAAGCUAUAAGUGUUUUCCUUUUGCAUGGUAGUACAUGGCGGCGAUUAUCGUUUAAUCUUCAGAUGCAUAGAGUUUAAUGUCAAUGGAGAUUCUGAGUGUAAAAAUGAGAAGAGGUUGAACAGCGGGCAGUUUAGUAAUUCCGAAGUUGAAGUUCCCGUUCUGUUUACGCCUGUUGGAACUUAACCUUUUUCAACCGAGAUGGUAGAAAGAAACUGAUACUAUUCCAAGACUGUAAUUCUUCUUCUCUAAACUUAACCUUUUUUUUUAAUUUUUAAGCUAUUUCAGUACAAUCCAACAAUGUCACGCCCUUGGUUUUCUUUGUAAUAAUCUACCGAAACAACACAGUUCUUUUAUCCUUUCUUUUUCGAAUUUUACUCACAUUCUUCACCCCGCUUAGAUCCCUAACUCUGCAAAUAUUGCACGCAUUGAUUUGAAGGCAAUGGAUUUGAAGAAGCUUUCCUUCCCUGAACAGCUUCGACUAUCUCACGGAAGGAAGGUAGUUUCUGGCUUUGGUUUGGGUGUUUGUGCUUCUAUCAUUGUGCUUACUAUUCUUUUGCUUAGUAACUCUGUGAAGACUCCUAUUUUUGCUCCUUUGUAUCAAGGGUUCAACGGCAUUAGUGGCAAAAAUGCUUCUCAUAUUACUUGCUGGCCUUUUUCAUUUUCAAGUUCUUCGUUUAAUUGUAGCGGUGUUCGUAUGAGUGGUGAUAAACAAGUGAAUAACUCUAUGAAUGUGGUGGGGAAAUCCCAGGAAGCAAAUGUGUCAAGAAUUGUUGAGGGGCAAGGUAUUACUGAACUGGGGAAUUUGACUACCAAUGUUGAAGAUGGAAUUGGAAGGAUUCAAAAUGAAUCACUUGUUGCUAAGAAUGGAAAUUUUUUGGCUUCAAAUGUGGAAGAUGUGAUUUUAGAGAAGAAAGGAAAUUCCUGGGAGGAGGUAAAUAAUAAUGGAAGCUUGAUUGGUGAAAAAGGACAUGCAUGUUGGAAUUGCAGUCUUAAUGCCGAAGAAGAUGAUUAUUGGAAGGGAAGUAUUGAAAGGAAUUAUUCUGUGAAAAUUACAACUGAUGUAAGUAGCAAGGUUUCUGAUAAUAAUAGCAAUUUUAGUAAAUUGUCACAAGAUGGAGGAAUUUUUCCUCAGCCCAAUAACAUGUCAAUAGCUUAUGAUUCUCAACUUAUGAAGAAGCAUGCAAAUUCUUUUGGAAAUUGUGAUAUAUUUGAUGGUAGAUGGGUGAGAGAUGAUUCGAAGCCAUAUUAUCCUGCGGGUUCAUGUCCUUACAUUGAUAGGGAUUUUGAUUGUCACAAUAAUGGAAGGCCAGAUGAUGGUUAUGUUAAAUGGAAAUGGCAGCCGUACGGGUGUGACAUCCCGAGUUUGAAUGCAACUGAUUUUCUUGAGAGACUGAGAGACAAGAAGCUUGUUUUUGUUGGAGAUUCUCUGAAUAGGAACAUGUGGGAAUCUCUAGUGUGUAUACUCCGCUACAGUGUCCAGAACAAGAAAAGAGUCUAUGAGAUUUCUGGAAAGACAGAGUUUAAAAAGCAAGGUUUUUAUGCUUUCCUAUUUGAGGACUAUAAUUGUACUGUGGAUUUUGUUGGCUCACCAUUUCUUGUUAGAGAAUCAUCAUUUAGGAGAAAUGGAUCCAUGGAAACACUACAAUUGGAUUUGAUGGACCAUACAACUUCAAUGUACCACGAUGCUGACAUCAUUAUCUUCAAUACAGGUCAUUGGUGGACCCAUGAGAAAACUUCUAGAGGAGAAGAUUACUAUCAAGAAGGUAAUUAUGUGCACCCACGACUAAAGGUUCUAGAAGCUUAUAAGAGAGCACUCACCACUUGGGCCAGAUGGGUUGAUAAUAACAUUGAUAGCAAUCGAACCCAGGUUUUCUUCAGAGGAUAUUCAGUCACCCAUUUUAGAGGAGGCCCAUGGAACUCAGGAGGACAGUGCCACAAAGAAACCGAGCCAUUCUUCAACGGAACUUACUUACCUAAGUAUCCUUCAAAAAUGAGAGCUCUGGAGCAUGUGCUUCCAGAAAUGAAAUCUCCUGUAGUUUAUUUGAACAUAAGUAGGCUUACUGCUUUCAGAAAAGAUGGGCACCCUGCGAUUUAUAGAAUGGUAUACAAGACUGCCCAAGAACGAGCUGCCGCUGAGGGAGUUCAAGAUUGCAGUCAUUGGUGCUUGCCUGGAGUACCAGACACUUGGAAUGAAUUGCUAUACGCAUCCCUUUUGAGAGCUGGAAUUGGACCUUGGAGAAACUAAACAGAGUUGUACACAAAACAAUUCUUGUACUACUCUAGAUUUUUCCUGCCAAUUUCAUGACCUGCGAGUUUUAUUUCAGCUUGGAAUAGUAUACAUCAAGUUUGUGCCAAUUGGGCAGAUGUACAAAUGGAUUAUGUAUAUUGAUGUUUCAAAUUAAAAACAAUAUAAUUAGGCUUCCAAAUUGGUUGGAUAUUGGUAAGAAUUUUAGAAAGCAAGGUUGGGGGCAGAAGAAUCUGUGACUGGGUUUUUUAUUAGUGGACUUGUGUACCCUGUGGAUUUUGUUUGCAGUUGAUCAAACUUAUCUAAAACUCAACUUGAUUAUUUUCGUUUA
Mangifera indica (mango) is the source of this 2668-nucleotide messenger RNA. Its product is annotated as protein trichome birefringence-like 2. The record is from RefSeq and is a predicted model, not a curated record. NCBI's taxonomy places the organism in Eukaryota, Viridiplantae, Streptophyta, Magnoliopsida, Sapindales, Anacardiaceae. Gene Ontology annotation, molecular function: O-acetyltransferase activity. Gene Ontology annotation, cellular component: Golgi apparatus.